GGUGGCUUUUCGAGUGUUCGAUAGCUCACCUCGUCCUUAUAAGUCCGAUCCAUGUCCUGAUUUUCCAAGCAUAUCCCUCCCCCGAUAGUUCUAUUUACAGAGCUCUCCCUCUGUGGAUACACAACUAUAGCCCACAUGACCAUGAUUCACGCGUUGCCUCUGUAGAAGUUCCCAUCUGGUAGCUGCCUUAUCACUCUGGUCCAAACGUCCGACUACUAUCAGACAUCCUCGUCGUGAACACUAUAGGAUGAGUCCCUACCCAGGUUCGCCGGAGAAGACCCGAGAUAGCCUACUUCCUAAGCUUGCGGUUAAGCCUUGGAUACGACCGUCGCCUCAACCAUUGGUUCUGCGAAAUGCUUUCGUGGUUGACCCCACUUCGUCCUCUUUACUGCCUGAAUUACAAGACGUCUCCAUAGUCAAAGGACAUGUUCAGUCGAUCAAGCCCUCAAGCGAAAGAUUUAUUCACAGUUUGUUUGAGAGGAGGGGUAAUGAACAACCACCUACCGUUGUAGAUCUGAAGGGAAAGUAUUUAUGUCCCGGCUUGAUCGACAGUCAUGUACAUGCCACAGCUGUUCCAGGCGUGAAAACUAUGUCGGAGCUCGUCCAGACCCCCGAUGAGUUGAUUCACCUCAGGUCUACCUACGUGUUACGAGAGAUGCUUCUUAGAGGCUUCACCACUGUCAGGGAUACUGGAAAGUCCCGUCCGAUUUUUACUUAUGCUUCGUUCUCGUCUAACUUCAGAUCAGGCGGCGGAAGUAAAGCACUUGCCAAUGCCAUCUCAGAAGGUCUUAUACUAGGCCCAAGGCUCAUACAGUGCGGAAAGGCUCUCUCACAAACCGGCGGCCACUCAGACUUUGGACCUGUGGGGUCCAGCACGGGCUGUUGCGCAGGACAUUCGCAGUCAUUGGGUCGAACUUGUGAUGGUGUGCCGCAGGUCCUGAAAGCUACACGUGAAGAGCUUAAGAGCGGUGCAGACUUUAUCAAGAUCAUGUGUGGAGGUGGGGUAGCUUCUCCGACAGACUCCGUAGAGAGUGUACAGUUCACCGCAGAGGAGAUACAGGCGAUCACUACGACGUGUCGUCAAAUGGGGGGUAUUCACACAACUGCUCAUGCUUACACUGAUUCUUCCGUACGGCAUGCCAUUGACAAUGGCGUGCUGGGAAUCGAACAUGGAAACCUGAUCUCUCGUGAGACUGCUGCAUUGAUGGCACAGAAGGGAAUCUUUUUAACUCCUACUCUGUCUUGCUACGGUAUCAUGGUUCGACCGCCUUUCGAAGAUUUUCUUCCUCCCGACGGAAAGGUGAAGAACGAACAAGUCAUGGAGAAGGGCUUAGAUGCGUUGCUCAUCGCGGAUGAGGCCGGGGUCGUUAUAUGCUACGGCUCUGAUUUACUGACGUCAAUGCAAGCCUUACAAACGGAGGAGUUCACUGUCCGUGCAUCCGUCCUUUCUUCCCCAAAAGUGCUCCAGCAUGCGACGAGCAAUGCAAGCAAAAUGCUCCGCGACAACAAAAUAGGAAGGAUACAACCGGGAAGUUACGCAGAUAUCCUGGUUUUGGACGCGAAUCCUCUCGACGACGUCACCAUCUUAGAUUGGCCUGAAGAUCACCUCUACGCCGUUAUCAAAGAGGGAAGAGUGGUGUCCAGCAGGUUGGAAAAGCUUCCUGCGGAUACAUUAUUGUCAGGAUAGCCUGGCGGGAACGAGAUGGUAUGAAUGUUACCGUCCUUUAAAGUAUUGGAACCAUCGCAAAUUUGCAUCGUGCGGAUUCUUUCAAGAUGGCGGGAUAGCGACACCGCCUGCUUAACUGUAUCGUCGAACGCGAUUGCGUCCAACUUAUCACACAAUCUGUGAAACUGGUCUCGAUUCAUCUGCGCAAAUCACUCUUUACUAACG
This is a messenger RNA of Somion occarium, 1891 nucleotides long. Lineage: Eukaryota; Fungi; Basidiomycota; Agaricomycetes; Polyporales; Cerrenaceae. The record is from the annotation of a GenBank genome assembly.